AUGUUGAAAGACCCGCUCUGGGAUUUCGAGAAACUGGGGAAUGGCAUACACCUCUACGAACCACCAGCUACAUCAACACCCUCCCUCCCUUCGAUCUCAGGUGCCGCCGCGUCCGAAGCACAGCCAACCCUGAUCAUCUGUUGUGUGUGGAUGUUUGCGGCAGCACGCCAUGCAGCCAAAUACUUCCACCAUUACCAACUCCUGUACCCGGAAGCACAGAUCCUCCUGCUGCAAAACAACAUCAUGAAUAUCACCAUCAGGCCGGACAGGCUCCAGAUACAAGCCAUGACUCCUGCGGUCGAGGCGGUCAAAGAAUCCAUCAGGAAGAAUCCACAUUCGCAUAUUCUCGUCCACGCCUUCUCCGGAGGAGGUUGCCACAGUGUCGUCCAGCUUGCACAAGCCUAUCGCGAGAACAUAGAGUCUGUGCCAGACGCCAGAGACUUGCCCCUCGAGAUUCCCAUUUCGGCAAUGGUGUUGGACUCGUCUCCUCCUCACGGGAGCCCACCUUUGCAGACGGCCGUGACGGCAUCCUUGUCAUUUCUUCCCAAGGCAAGUAUGAGUCAACGACUGCUAGCCACGCCGGUCGCAUGGGCCGUCAUCGGCAGUUGUGCCCUUCUCAACGACCUCGGAUUGGUCGAGUCGUCGCCCAGCAAGAUAUGGCGGUGUUUGAAUGAUCCCGAGGGCCCGUUCCUUUUCAACCAUGAUCACGUUGUGGAUAGACUUGGGUUCAAUCCAUCUAAAAGGACUAUCCCUCGGACGUACAUUUUCAGCAAGGACGAUCAACUUGUCCCUCACGAACAUAUCGUCCUCCACGCCGCCGAAGCCAGCAGCAAGUGUGAAGUAUUGGCAUCAGACGCCGACUCGAAAGAAUCGAUCCGUCUGGAAGAGUUCAUCGGCAGCGCACAUGUGAACCAUGUGUCGGUUGACGCCCAGAGAUAUUGGCAAUUGGUGAACGAUACUGUGGAAAAAGGGUUUGCGAUGGAUGAACAGACACAGAGAUUGAUGUCAACCGCUUGAUGUACAAGAUUAAUCCCAGAACUUCCUGAAGAAAUCGCCACCGUAGUCUGUUGAAUACCUCGAGGGUAGAUCAAUAUUUCUUUCAACGGCCGGUGUUUGUUGAAAGACACACGGUUCAAAGAUUUCUUGCGCAUCUACAUGAGGUUCUGUAAGACUAUGUACAACAG
Exophiala oligosperma is the source of this 1184-nucleotide messenger RNA. RefSeq lists its product as uncharacterized. The transcript has a single exon. The record is from RefSeq and is a predicted model, not a curated record. Lineage: Eukaryota; Fungi; Ascomycota; Eurotiomycetes; Chaetothyriales; Herpotrichiellaceae. Bases 1 to 1017 code for a protein of 338 amino acids.